Molecule: messenger RNA, 877 nt
Organism: Micropterus dolomieu (smallmouth bass)
Lineage: Eukaryota; Metazoa; Chordata; Actinopteri; Centrarchiformes; Centrarchidae
Product: somatostatin-2-like
Exons: 4
Coding region: 201-725 (174 amino acids)
Biological process (GO): regulation of cell migration
Cellular component (GO): extracellular region
Molecular function (GO): hormone activity
Source: RefSeq, a predicted model, not a curated record
CUCUUUGUUUAAUGGAGAUAUCAGCAAGUGCUAAUGAAGUCUGCUAAUCCUCUGAACGCUCCGUUAAUUCCUCCCCUCUUCAGCCGGACAUUCUGCCGUUGUAUUUGUUCAAGAUGGGCGCCGGCGGCUGCAGAACGUCGCUGCUGCUGAUAGUUUUAUUGUUUUAUUGUUCAGACUCCAUUUAAAGUCAAUAAGGACUAAUGGAUGUUUGUUUAACUUGGAUGUCAGCGUUCUUUCAUUGCCUCGCAGCCCGUCGGCUGCCAAUCAAACACGUGGCCUACAGGAGGAGGAGCAUCAGGCUUCAAAAGCGCUGUGCCCAGAGGACCAGGACCAGAGGUAUGCAGUUCGUUGUUCGUUGUCCCGCCAUCUUGGCUCUCAUGGCGUUGGUUCUGUGCGGUCCAGGUGUUUCCUCUCAGCUCGACCGAGAUCAGGACCAGUACCAGAACCAGGACCUUGACCUGGAGCUGCGUCAGCACAGGCUGCUGCAAAGAGCUCGCAGCGCCGGACUCCUGUCACAGGACUGGAGUAAACGUGCGGUGGAGGACCUGCUGGCUCAGAUGUCUCUGCCAGAGGCCGACGCCCAGCGGGAGGCAGCAGUCGUUUCCAUGGCAGCAGGAGGAAGAAUGAACCUGGAGCGGUCCGUCGACCCCCCCAACAACCUGCCCCCCCGUGAACGCAAAGCUGGCUGCAAGAAUUUCUAUUGGAAGGGCUUCACGUCCUGUUAAAGUUAAAGAUGACACCUCGCCUUCAUCAGACCAGUUGACCAAUCCCAGAUUACCUGACCUUCACCUGAGCAAUUUCACGGACCAAUCAGCAGCUGUCUGGCUGCAGUGUACCAGAAUAAUUAAUGUAAUUAUCAAUUAAAGAGAGAAAUCAG